AUGUCGUCGCCCUGCGGGCGAUCCGCGAGCCAGCAGCAGGGGACACUUCCAUCCACACCACCUCCCUCGCAAUCGCGGCCGCUGAACCCGGCUUCUGAAUUCGGCGUCACCGCCAAUGCUGACGACUGCGGCGGCUGGCAACCCACGCAAGCGCUGUCGCUACGGCUGCACCCGCACCCAGAGCUGAGCGACCAGGGGGCUCGCCGCGCCGCCGCCGCUGACUGCAGCAUCGGCGCAGAUGCAGAUGCAGUGGGCGACGGUACCCCUGCGCCGCUGCCGCAGCAGCAGCCAACCCCAGCUGGGGCCGUCAGCCUGGCCGCUGUGGCGAUCCCCAAUUGCCUUUCGGAGAGGCUGGAAGUCGUCUCUUACGCCCUCGAGCUCGCACUUCGUUACGAUGCGAGCGACAAUCAUAUCCACGGCGCAACGCACGACAAGCUAGUCGUCGACGGAGGAGAUUCCGUGGCUACUACCACCAGCAACGACGCAAGCGGCGCCAGCGCCCAGAAUCCUUCCAGCGAGGGCCCCACCGGCUCCACCUCUGGCAGUCAAUCUUCGUCAAAAUUGACCUUCAAGGGUCAGAGGGAUGAUUUACAGGGUAAGAUGCUGCUGGAGAUGCUGGAGUUGGACUCCACACGGGCCCUAGACGCCAUGGAAGCCUGGUCGCGGGCCGUUUGGCUGCGGGCCGAGCGGAAGCGGAAGCAGGUGCCGCAGCAGUUGGAUGAAGGGACAUGGGACGAGUACGUGCGCGACUGGAUGCUACAGCCGAGUCAGGCGCUAUGGUACGGACUCAUGACGUUCGGUCUCGGCAUCAGCUUGACAGAGGAGGAAAGGGAGGAAUGCUUCCGGCUCUGUCGUGGGGCCUUUGUAGCCUUCGGCCUUCGAGAAGACCUCCUCGCCUGGGAUGCUGCCACCGGUGGUGGUAUCACAGCGCCCGAGUUCGGAGCAUUGAACCUGCUCAUUCAGCAGGGCGGUGGUGGCGCUGUAGAAGCGAGGCGGAAGUAUUUGGAAAUUGUCCGGGCUGAGGAGACCGAGUACGCUCAAAACUUGCAGGAUCUGAAUGGCCGGGAUGAUCUUUCUGCCGCGGCCAAGGAGUUCGUUUGCCAGGCGCAGCACAUACUGACGGGCUUUACACUCUGGGCGAAGCUUCGGCUGGCGGGCGGAGCGAACGCCGGGGCUGAGGGUGCCGACGCAGGCUCGUCCGAGAACGGCAUAUCUGAUGAGACGGGAUGUGCGAGGAAGAAGAGGGUCGACUCAGCGAUGUCCAGCCCGAAGAAGAUGGAUCACGAUGAUUGCGAUUUGCAGGACAUGUGUAACACCGACUUACCUGAGGCAAGCACCGAGAUGGUGAUGGCACCCUUCCACUACCUGAAAUCGCUGCCGUCGAAGGGGGUGCGCGAGAAGGCGAUCGACGCUCUGAACAUCUGGGUGGGGGCUUCGGCCGAAUCGAUCUCGACCAUCAAGGUCAUUGUCGGCGAUGUCCAUGCCUUGUCACUCAUGUUGGACGACUUUGAAGACAACUCGCCGCUAAGACGCAGUCGGCCUGCAACGCAUGGUGUUUUCGGGGUUGCUCAAACGGUAAAUUCAGCGAACUUCCAGAUUGUCGACGUCAUUGGACGGGCGGCAGAGCUUAACGACGCCGAGUUUCAGCGGGUUGUCAUAGAUGAGAUGAAGAACCUCCUGGUAGGACAGAGCAUGGACCUCUACUGGACGUACAACGUGUCGGUGCCCACGGUGCGCGAGUACCUCCAGAUGGUGGACGGCAAGACAGGAGGCCUUUUCCGGAUGAUAUCGAGACUGAUGGUCGCACGGUCGGAGCUCGAGCCGAAGCCUCUCGGGCUGGACCGGCUCAUGACACUGCUCGGGCGAUACUUUCAGAUCCGUGACGACUACUCGAAUCUCGUUUCGGACCAGUAUACGGCGGCCAAGGGCUUCGCCGAGGACCUGGACGAGGGCAAGUGCAGCCUGAUCCUGAUGCACGCCUUGGAGCACGGGGAUCCAACGGCGCGCAGGCUGCUGAGCGGGAUGAUGCAGCAGCGGCGCACGGCCGGGUGCGCGGGGCCUGGGCACAAGGAGCUUAUCUUGGGGAUUCUAGAGGAGGCCGGGUCGUUGGCAUACACAGCCGGGGUGCUGGGGGCGCUGGCAGUGGAGCUGGUCGAGGAGAUCGGCGCGGUCGAAAGGGCGACGGGGAAGACGAACGCGGCGCUGCGAGGGCUGGUGGAGGCCUUGCGGGUGUAG
Diplodia corticola is the source of this 2235-nucleotide messenger RNA. RefSeq names its product geranylgeranyl pyrophosphate synthase. Gene Ontology annotation, biological process: isoprenoid biosynthetic process. Gene Ontology annotation, molecular function: prenyltransferase activity. The transcript is spliced from 8 exons. Bases 1 to 2235 code for a protein of 744 amino acids. Lineage: Eukaryota; Fungi; Ascomycota; Dothideomycetes; Botryosphaeriales; Botryosphaeriaceae. The record is from RefSeq and is a predicted model, not a curated record.